Leptonychotes weddellii (Weddell seal) is the source of this 2842-nucleotide messenger RNA. NCBI's taxonomy places the organism in Eukaryota, Metazoa, Chordata, Mammalia, Carnivora, Phocidae. The record is from RefSeq and is a predicted model, not a curated record.
UACCCCUGCAGAGCUGUCAUAUCCCCUCAGUGCCAAGCAGCAGUGGAUUUAAGGGUAAAAAGAUGGUACAAAACAGAAAAGAGAAAGGAAGAAGACUGUCUCGUUCAGUAGCAUGCCGACAGAGAAGAAGAUCAGCAGCGCAAGCGAUUGCAUCAAUUCAAUGGUCGAGGGUUCAGAACUCAAAAAGGUUCGCUCCAACUCCAGGAUUUACCAUAGGUAUUUUUUACUGGAUGCUGACAUGCAGAGCCUGAGGUGGGAACCAUCUAAGAAGGAUUCUGAGAAAGCCAAGAUUGAUAUUAAAUCCAUCAAGGAAGUGAGAACAGGAAAAAAUACAGACAUAUUCCGCAGCAAUGGCAUUUCUGACCAGAUAUCUGAAGAUUGUGCAUUUUCAGUCAUUUAUGGAGAGAAUUAUGAGUCACUUGAUUUGGUUGCCAACUCUGCAGAUGUUGCGAACAUCUGGGUUACGGGACUGCGGUACCUAAUUUCUUAUGGAAAACAUACCCUUGAUAUGUUAGAAAGUAGCCAAGACAACAUGAGGACUUCUUGGGUUUCACAAAUGUUUGGUGAAAUUGAUGUAGAUAACCUUGGACAUAUAACUCUGUGUAAUGCUGUGCAGUGUAUCAGAGACCUCAAUCCUGGUUUAAAAACUAGCAAAAUUGAGCUUAAGUUCAAAGAAUUACACAAAUCCAAGGACAAAGCUGGUACUGAAGUCACAAAGGAAGAAUUUGUUGAGGUUUUCCAUGAGCUUUGUACCAGACCUGAAAUUUAUUUCCUUUUAGUUCAGUUUUCAAGCAAUAAGGAAUUUCUUGAUACCAAGGACCUUAUGAUGUUUCUUGAGGCAGAGCAGGGUGUGGCACAUAUAAACGAGGAAAUCAGCCUUGAAAUUAUUAACAAAUAUGAGCCAUCCAAAGAAGGCCAGGAAAAGGGCUGGCUUUCCAUAGAUGGGUUCACUAAGUACCUUAUGUCCCCUGACUGUUAUAUAUUUGAUCCGGAACAUAAGAAGGUCUGUCAAGAUAUGAAGCAACCUUUGUCUCAUUACUUUAUAAACUCAUCUCAUAAUACAUACUUAAUAGAGGAUCAGUUCCGAGGUCCCUCUGACAUCACGGGAUACAUCCGAGCUCUUAAAAUGGGUUGCCGGAGUGUUGAAUUAGAUGUAUGGGAUGGGCCAGAUAAUGAACCUGUAAUUUACACGGGCCACACCAUGACCUCUCAGAUAGUCUUCCGCAGUGUCAUUGAUAUUAUUAACAAGUAUGCAUUCUUUGCUUCAGAGUAUCCUCUUAUCUUGUGUUUAGAAAAUCACUGUUCUAUUAAACAGCAAAAGGUAAUGGUUCAGCACAUGAAGAAAAUUUUAGGGGACAAGCUCUAUACAACAUCGCCCAAUGUGGAGGAAUCUUACCUACCAUCCCCAGAUGUCCUGAAAGGGAGGAUACUAAUUAAAGCAAAGAAGCUGUCCUCAAAUUGCUCUGGUGUAGAAGGGGAUGUUACUGAUGAAGAUGAAGGGGCAGAAAUGUCUCAGAGGAUGGGCAAAGAGAACGUCGAGCAGCCCAACAACGUGCCCUUGAAGCGAUUUCAGCUCUGUAAAGAACUGUCUGAACUGGUGAGCAUCUGUAAGUCCGUUCAGUUCAAAGAAUUUCAGGUAUCAUUUCAGGUUCAGAAGUACUGGGAAGUCUGUUCGUUUAACGAAGUGCUUGCCAGCAAAUACGCCAAUGAAAAUCCAGGGGACUUUGUAAAUUACAACAAACGUUUUCUCGCUAGGGUUUUCCCUAGCCCAAUGCGAAUCGACUCCAGUAACAUGAACCCUCAAGAUUUUUGGAAGUGUGGUUGUCAGAUUGUAGCCAUGAACUUUCAGACCCCAGGCCUGAUGAUGGACCUGAACAUUGGCUGGUUUCGGCAGAACGGAAACUGCGGCUACGUCCUUCGGCCAGCCAUCAUGAGGGAGGAGGUUUCUUUCUUCAGUGCCAACACGAAAGACUCCGUCCCAGGAGUCUCACCGCAGCUUCUUCACAUUAAAAUCAUCAGUGGGCAGAACUUUCCCAAACCCAAAGGGUCAGGUGCCAAAGGAGAUGUGGUGGAUCCUUACGUCUACGUGGAGAUUCACGGAAUCCCUGCUGACUGUGCGGAACAAAGGACAAAAACAGUGCACCAGAAUGGAGAUGCUCCCAUUUUUGAUGAAAGCUUCGAAUUUCAAAUCAACCUACCUGAACUGGCCAUGGUGCGCUUUGUAGUCCUAGAUGAUGACUACAUUGGGGACGAAUUCAUUGGCCAGUACACAAUUCCCUUUGAAUGUUUACAGACAGGCUACCGCCACGUGCCCCUGCAGUCAUUGACUGGAGAGGUCCUAGCGCACGCUUCUUUGUUCGUCCACGUGGCUAUUACUAACCGAAGAGGAGGAGGGAAACCUCAUAAAAGGGGCCUUUCUGUGAGAAAAGGGAAGAAAUCCAGGGAAUAUGCAUCUUUAAGAACACUGUGGAUUAAAACUGUGGAUGAGGUGUUCAAGAAUGCCCAGCCCCCGAUCCGGGAUGCCACGGAUCUGAGAGAGAACAUGCAGAAUGCCGUGGUGUCAUUCAAGGAGCUGUGUGGCCUCUCCUCUGUGGCCAAUCUCAUGCAGUGCAUGUUGGCGGUGUCUCCCCGCUUCCUGGGACCUGAUAACACGCCCCUGGUGGUCCUGAAUCUGAGCGAGCAGUAUCCCACGAUGGAGUUGCAGGGAAUUGUGCCUGAGGUUCUAAAGAAGAUUGUAACAACUUACGACAUGACUGGUAAAAAUUCCUCUGCAGUAGCCACACAUUUUAGCAGAUACGGAUUAGUUCCUACUAUUUCUAGCUUAGAAUUCAUGGUAGCAUGA